Molecule: messenger RNA, 3996 nt
Organism: Phyllopteryx taeniolatus (common seadragon)
Lineage: Eukaryota; Metazoa; Chordata; Actinopteri; Syngnathiformes; Syngnathidae
Gene: camkva
Product: CaM kinase-like vesicle-associated a
Exons: 11
Coding region: 405-1607 (400 amino acids)
Biological process (GO): peptidyl-serine phosphorylation
Cellular component (GO): intracellular anatomical structure
Molecular function (GO): calmodulin binding; calcium/calmodulin-dependent protein kinase activity; ATP binding
Source: RefSeq, a predicted model, not a curated record
CCUGCUGACCGCUAUCGCACCGUGCAACAAAUCUGAAACUACACUCCGUCGAACACCGAGGACCCCUUGUACUUGUUUUCAUUCAUGACGAUGAAGCGAGAACGAUCGCAGCGCGCCUCUGACGCACGCAGUAGUCGUGCACCCUGCGCACGCCUGCGUGCACCACCCCCACCCUCACAGCUCGCUGCUACACGUGCGCGCUCCCGCGAGCAAGCUGACCUGUUGGAAAUGUUGCGAGGAGCCUGCAAAAUCUGAGAGGUCCCCACAACGUCGCGCAGAAGAAAGUGGACUCAAAAGUCGUGCCGGGAUAUAAGGAAAACGGCAGAAGAGAGGGUUAAAUCAUUCUUACAUAACCGAUUCACUUCAUUGAAGCAAGAGAUUCCCUGGCGAGGGCAGGAGCUGCCAUGCCAUUUGGUUGUCUGACGCUCGGGGAGAAGAAGGAUUACAACAAUCCCGCUGAAGUCACCGACAAAUAUGACCUGGGACAAGUCGUUAAGUCAGAAGAGUUUUGCGAGAUAUUCCGGGCAAAGGACAGGAACACGCUGAAAAUGUACACCUGCAAAAAGUUCAACAAAAAAGACGGCAGGAACGUGAGGAAAGCGGCCAAGAAUGAAAUCAUGAUUCUAAAGAUGAUAAAACAUCAUAAUAUCCUCCAGCUGGUUGAUGCCUUUGAAACAAAGAAAGAGUACUUUAUCUUUCUGGAACUAGCAACAGGCAGGGAGGUGUUUGACUGGAUCUUAGAUCAGGGCUACUACUCGGAGAGGGACACCAGCAACGUGAUGAGGCAGGUGCUGGAGGCCGUGGCGUACCUGCACUCUCUGAAUAUCGUCCACAGAAAUCUAAAACUGGAGAACCUAGUGUACUUCAAUCGCUUGAAACACUCCAAAAUUGUAAUCAGUGACUUCCAGCUGGCAAAACUGGAAAACAGACUCAUUAAGGAUCCGUGCGGAACACCGGAGUACCUCGCUCCUGAGGUUGUUGGGAGGCAGAGAUAUGGAAGACCUGUGGAUUGCUGGGCAAUUGGGGUUAUCAUGUACAUACUUUUGUCCGGGAACCCUCCUUUUUACGACGACUCCGACGAAGAUGACCCUGACAGUCGGGACAAGAACCUCUUCCUCAAAAUUUUGGCAGCGGACUACGAAUUUGACUCCCCGUACUGGGAUGAUAUUUCAGAUUCCGCCAAAACCUUAGUGGCGUCUUUGAUGGAGGUGGACCAAGACCAGCGACUGACCACGCAGGAGGCUAUUGCCCAUGAAUGGAUUUCUGGGAAUGCUGCCUCAGAUAAGAACAUCAAAGAUGGAGUUUGUGCACAAAUAGAAAAGAACUUUGCAAAAGCCAAGUGGAAGAAAGCUGUCAGAGUCACCACCCUCAUGAAGAGGCUCCGGGCAUCCGAGCAGGGGGAUUCGGGAGCUUCCGGAUCCGACGCCGGAGCACCCGCCGGCACCGCUGUCGCUCCGGUGGUGGCUGGCGGUGGCCUUGGCCUAAAGGCAGCUCUUAGUGCAAACGCUCCCGACACACAGACUCCAGCCACCCCCGCCGACCCUCAGCCGAGUACAGCCAGAGCCGAGGAGAAGUCGGAUGAAAGGUGCAAUGGUGAUGUUCUCUAAAGAAAAAGAAAAAGAGCGGGAAUUAACAUAGACAAAGAAGAAGAUUCAUGAUGAAUAACAAGCACAUUAGCAGUACAGUCAAUACGGUUGACAUAACCAUGUGGUGUUUAUGUUGUCCGACUAUACUCUGAUGUAUCCUAUGUUAUGCAUUUCAUAAUUUUUGCCUUCUGUACUGAUUGUUCUGUAGAAUUCACCACUCUCCUGUUACUCUGUGUGCAGUUCCCUUUAAUUAAAAAAAAAAAAAAAAAAAUACAUGUAGUUGAAAGUAGCUCCACUUUUGUGUCCCUUUUCCCCUGUGACUAACUGUAGAAAGGCAAAGUGUAAUUUAGUGAAUUCAGUUACAUCAACUGACUGUAUGCACUGUACAUGUAAAUAGUGUGCAUUUGUUUCAAACCAAUGGCUUGUGGCAAGCUUCAGAUUUUAGUUCAUGCCGUAGAGGUUUCAUUUAAAAAAAAAAGAAAAAGACUUAUUUCCAAUGUGAAUAUUUGAAAUAAUACGUAAGAUAAUACGUAAUGCAAGCAAUCGUAAAAUCGUUAGAAUUUGUCAUACAUGUCUUAACCCUCCCGUUAUGUUGUGGUUCAAAUUGACCCAUUUAAAAACAAACAAACAAUCAAACAAGCAUGAUACGUAGUUUUUCUGUGUGAAAAUGCUGCUCAGCUAAGUGUAUAAUAUAUACAUAUAUAUAUAUAUAUAGAUAUAUAUAUAUCUAUAUAUAUAUAUUAUUAUUAUUAUUUAUUUUUAUUUUUUUUUCUUCUAACAUUUUUGGAUAAUUAAACAUGCCAUGGGUCAAAUUGACCCAGGUACAUUAUUUCAGUUCUUGCGCGGGGGUUAAAUUAUUAUGUGAAAUUGAUUAAGUUUAUGUGAGUCAGAACAAUCCUUCUUGCUAUGUGUUGGUAUAACAAAUCACUCACUCUUCCUGAGCAACAACAUAACGUGAUUGUUAUAAUAUCACGUCAGUCUGUUAUCUAUGUCAAUCAAAAUGAUGCUUCUAAAAAACUAUGUGUCCGAAUAACAAUCAGACACCCGUUUUUGUGGCCUUGUGAGUCUCGAGGCUGGAACGUGGGACAGUUACGUAUGUGUCUAUGUAACCUGGCGAACAGCCAGGUUGGAACAAUACUAAUAUUAAAACAUAAAAAGGAAAAUAAAUACAGAAAUAAUAAAUACAGUAAAUAAUACCAUUUCCAUUACAAUUAUGAACGUCAAAUUGGUAUGACUUAACUUGACAGUCAAAUGAGCGCAAGAAAGCUUUUUUCCCCUUUUUUUUAUUUAAAGUGCCUUAAUAUGUUUUGCAGUAAUGAAAUGUUUCAGAAGAAACAGCUCUAUUAAAAUGACCUAUUUAUUAUUUCUUUGAAAUGUUUUUCGCUGCUUCACUUGCUCUUGUUUUUUAGAGUCUUAGACGGCUUUAUCAAUAAAUAUUGUACUCCUCCAUUUUGCCAGUGUUAUUGGGGCCACCCUGAGAAGAAAAGAGAAAUUACACUACGAGAUUAACAUUGUAAUGUUACAAAAACAAUUGCAUAUUUUCGAGAAAAAGGCUUGUAUAGUUUUGAGAUGAAAAGUCAUAGUUUCUAGAAAGUAGUAUUUUUCUUAGAUUAAAGUUCUAAUUUUACAUGAAGUCGUACAUCUCUCAGAAAAAAAGUGGUAUAUUUUUGAGACAAAAAGUUGGAUAUUUUUUAAACUAGUUGUAAUUUUACAAGAAUAGUCAAAUUUACGCCUAAAAUGUCAUGUAUUUUUUUUGUAGUUGUUUAUUUUUUAAGACAAACAGUCGUAAAUUUUUUGAUUCAAAUCGUGAUUAAAGUUGAAUAUUUUUGUUAUUUUUUUUUUUUACAAUUAAGUAAUAUUACGAUAAUGAAACAAAAUACUUUGUAUUUUGGUACUUCAGCAUCAGAUUGAAGUGUUAAUUAAAGGAGCAUUAGGUUCACUGUAUCCUUCGUUCACUGAAAGUAUAACAACUCUUAGAAUAUUCCGACUUUAAUCAGACUCAAAAAUAUAUGAAUUUAUCCCUGUAUUGUUACAACCAAAUAUCGAAAAUAUACAACUUUACUCUUGUAAUAUUACAAAACACAAUUUUUCUCAACAUUCAAAAUAAUUCUCCCCAAUAUUAAUCUCGUAUUUUAAUUUGUUUGUCUUCUUUUCAGUGUGCUCCUAAUACUUUUUUGUACCAAUGCAGUUUAAGAUUAAGAACAUUUUAUGUGGAGUAUUGUUUUAGCCGAUUUGCUGAUGUUGUGCUGUCGAUCGUGGUUAAGUGCUGCUCAUUCAUUACUGAGUGCUGUAUCUCUGUAUUAUGUGCAUUAUGUUGAUGUUUAUUUGUGUGCACUUAGCGGCAUUCAGUAUUUAUCCGAGUUAGCAAGUUGCUACAAUGCUUAUGAAAGAAUAAAAUUAACAAUAUUUA